Messenger RNA from Serpula lacrymans var. lacrymans S7.9, 460 nucleotides. RefSeq lists its product as uncharacterized. The coding region runs from base 82 to 264 and encodes 60 amino acids. The record is from RefSeq and is a predicted model, not a curated record. Lineage: Eukaryota; Fungi; Basidiomycota; Agaricomycetes; Boletales; Serpulaceae. The transcript has 3 exons.
GACCACUUACAGCGAUGAUGACCAGGCUAAGGAAAGCUAUCAAACACCUUUCAACUGAGGCCAAGUCAUGACUGGUAUAGAAUGUUUAUUCAGACAAGAAAAAUCCCUGAAUCUUAUGUGGGAAUCCUGAGGAUCACGCAUAACCUGGAUCAGGGGUCCACUCCACCUACGGGCCUUGAACAAGACGAACGCGGAGGAAAGUGGCAAGUCCGAGAGCUACAAGUUGAAAGCAUUCUAGUAAACCUAAACCUGGUCCACAUUUAGGACUCUGUCCUUGUAUUCUUUAUUCGUGCAUGUUGGCCCUGUUGCUCUGAACAUUUGUAUUCGUUAAAAUCUGGCUCGUAUCACCGCAACCUUCGUAUCUCAAAUUCUACAACCAUGAACAUUGAUGACUAUUUCCUGUCACCCAUAUAUGCAGGAUCCGACUCGAACUCGACUCGUUUUCGCUUUGAGGCAUAUG